GUGCACUGUACUGCUCAGAGUGGAUCCCUCCGUGUUACACUGUAGUUGAUGACCAAAAUGAAGCAGAAACUCGGGUGACUUUCCAUUUGGAGAGGUGGUGCAGCCAGGAGCCCAGUCAAACAAGUGCCCUUUGGAUUGAAGAAGGACCAAGCCAUGGCAGAAGCCCCUGUGAGCCAGGACAUCUUUGGUUCAAGGUCAACAAAAAACAAGGCAACAAGACCCUCUACACCCAAGCGACAACACAGAGAUGAUCGAGACAAUCUAGAGGAUCUGGAUGAGGAAGCGAAUUACAGCCUAAUCACGGACAGUGAAGAGAGUCCGGACGAAGAAAGUGAGGAUGAAUUUGAUGAGGAAACCUGGCUGAGCCAUGGUGAGAAAGCAGAUGAUGCAGAGAAUCAGUGGCAUGAGAUUUCCUUCAGCUCCUCAGAAUCAGAUGAGUCUGAAGAGGAAGCUGACUUCAGGGAUCUAGCCCUGAGAUCGAACAUCAACAAGAAAGGGGACAAUGAAGGGAAGAAUAUUGACAAGAUUUUGAAGUGGUUAUCAUCGUAUAUGGCUAGCCUAUUUUCAAAAUUCCGCAUGACCAGCCUGCUUUGUGACUUUGUUGAGUCAGAGUUCUUUGUCAUCGAUGGUGACUCCUUAAUGAUAAUGUUCGUCCACAAUGCAACUGUUGACCCUGGGCAGAACCUGCACUUUUUUUAUCUGGUGGAGAGCUUCCUGUUUGACUUGAUCCAAAAGCAGGCCAAGUUUAUCAUCACAUUCUUUAAGGAUGUUGAAUGUAUUUGGAACCAAAGUUGCAUGUACCUCUCGAUCCGUACGGCAUUGAUUCUCCACCUUCAGCACAACACCAAUAUCCCAGUCCACACGGAGUUCUCUAGCUGUUUAGAUCCCAAAUGGAAGACCUUCUUGAACAAGAACCACCCAUACUUUGUGAUGAUUUCUGAAGUAGCUACUCCGGGAGAAAAGAGGCCAUGUGUUGCCACCACACUGUUCCACACGCUGAUGAUUCACACACUGGGGAAUGGAAUUAAUGUGGUCCUUACAUCAGGAAUCAUCCAGGACAUUCUCAGAGUGCAUGGGUAUCACAAGACCAGCAACGCAACAUUAAUUUCUGUGUUUAAGCAGAGGGCAGCGGAUCUGAAACAUGCUCAGGAGCAAUUGCUGAGAUCUGUGCCGGAGUUUCACUGGCAAGUGUUUGGUACUGCGGAUGGGAAAAAACUGAUGGAUACUCUCCACAGUGAGAUUCACCGGACCUUCUCCGCCCUGAAGCUUCUGUGGCCCCAAGGAGCAGAUGUCCGAAAAAUUGUGUGCGUUGUGUCUUGCUCUGUGGCAAUGAAAAUCUAUGGCUGCAAGAUGGCAAUGGCCAAGUCAACAGGAGAAAAGACUGGAGCAUCAGGCAAAAAUGAGCAGAAGAAUCCUGAAGAAGUGUCCACGCAGGAAGCAAAGGAACUCUGCCGAAUGUACUGCCUACAUGUGGCUCUCCUCUGCAACCUUCCAUUGGCUCAAAGAGCUCUCAAGAGCAAGGCCAAGUGGCAAAAUUCAGCCAUCUCAUUCCUUCUACUGAGGAGGAUGACGGAAUUCCUGGUGCUGAGGAAACUGGGUGCCACCCGAGACUGGCUAGUCGACAUGACAUAUUUGACUGACCUGAGUGAUGAGCAUCUCUUUAAAAGUGUGGCAAAGAUCUGCUCUGAACGGCCACCUGGUGCAGGGUCAGAGUUGCGGCUGGGGAGAGAGAUCGGGAGAGAGUACCGAAGCAUCUGGGAGGCCGUAACCACGAUUUCUCCUGCUUUUGAUGUCGGAGCUGCUUUACCCGUGACAUGCCCUCCCGGGCUACUUCUGUUGUCAGCUGACACCACAGCACCAGUCCAUAAGGAGCAAGGGAUUCCUCAUAUUGGUUUAAUCCCAAUGACCUCUGAACUGGUAGAAGACUACCUUGGCAAAAUGCUUGAAGGAAUGCCCCAACUUCACAGUGAGGACCCCAGUGUUGCAUUACUGUUGAAGCUCAAAGAGUUUGAUGAGGUUGUACAUUGGCAUUCAAGAAGGCCCUUGUCGGAGAGAUGGAUUGACAGAAUGCAUAAGCUUCCAUCAGAUCCAAAGGAGAGGAAGGCAAAAUUAAGACAGCAACAAAAGCUGGUUGUGUUUGAGAGACUUUAUGCGGAGUCACUUGAGGAGAAUGCAGCAUUAACAGUUGUCAGUGGUCAUGCGGAGGCAGCUCAGAGCCCGUCAAAGUCCCACACAGGACCCGGCAAGGGAAAAGGCAAGAAACCUGGGCAAAAGAAAAGUGCGGAACUCAUUAUUGAGGCCCAGAAGCAAAAGAAGAUGGAGCAGGAAGAGAAGAAGGCCAGGGAACGAUGGGGCUCAGUUCGAGAGUCUGUUCGGAAGGAAAUUGCCCAGGACUUGGAAAAAGGGCUGAAGUCUCUGGACAAGUUUCUGCUGAACUGUGGCAGUACCCAGGUGAAGGUGGAAGCUCAGAUGGAAGGAAUUAAACACAGCUAUAAAGUCUGGGAAGAACAUUACAGAUCUACAGCGGCGUCCCUGAGAGAUAUGAAACCUACAGUGAUGCUGAUGCACAGGAUCCACAUGGUUCUGAGCCGCUACGAGGAGCAUCUGAACCCAGGACUACUAACCAAGUUGGCUUGUUACCUCAAAGAUCUUGGAUUCUUGAAUCUCAGAGAUUCACUCCUGGAAAGAAUCGGUGAACAUCAGAAAGAAAAGGUGAAGAAAGCACUGAUGAGUGAUCCCAAGGUUCCGGUUGGGUUAGGAGCAGCUCGUUUUCAUCUGAAACAUAUGGGUCCUUUUCUAAUCCGGAAUGAAAGGAGUGAUCCAGAUCCAAGAGUCCGACAUUUCAUACCGGACACAUGGCAGAGAGAGCUAUUGGAUGCAGUGGACAACAAUGAGUCUGCAUUGAUUGUUGCCCCCACCUCGUCGGGUAAGACCUACGCAUCCUAUUACUGCAUGGAGAAAGUGUUGAGGAUGAGUGAUUCGGGCAUCGUGGUGUACGUGGCACCGACAAAGGCACUUGUCAAUCAGGUGGUAGCAACUGUGUACGGGAGGUUCACCAAGAACUUACCUCAUGGAAUGGUGGUGUGUGGAUGCUUCACGAGGGACUAUCAGACCCACGUUCAUAAUUGUCAGGUGCUGGUUACAGUGCCACAGUGCUUGGAAAUUCUCCUGCUUGCCCCCCACCAACAGGAUUGGACAAAGAGAAUUCAAUAUGUGAUUUUUGACGAAGUGCAUUGCCUAGGUGGUGAGAUCGGUGCAGAAGUUUGGGAGCAUCUCCUGGUGAUGAUCCGUUGUCCUUUCCUGGCCCUGUCAGCAACCAUCAGUAAUCCGCAGGACCUGGCGCAAUGGCUGCAGUCGGUGAAGACCUACUGGGAACGAAUAGAGAGGGAUUCUGAGAGACCUUCCUCUGCAACCACCAAGCAGAUGGGCAAAAGAAAGGAACGCACUGAAAGACAGUCCUUCAAAGUGAGACUAGUCAUUUACGAAGAACGGUACAAUGACCUUGAAAAGUUUGUCUGUGAUUUUGAAGAUGGUGAAUACAAAUUUGUGCCGUAUCAUCCUUGUGCUGCCUUAACGGUCGAACAUAUGAUGAAGUACGGAAUCCCAUCUGACCUUGCACUUUCUCCAGCUGAAUCCCUUAGAUUGUACGACACAAUGGCAAGCGUUUGGCAGGACUGGCCGAGGGCACAGGAACUUGAACCGGAAAUGAACAAGUCCUUCAAGGACAAGAUUGUUAUCCGGAAAUCCGAUGUGAGAGAAUAUGAAGCUGAACUGAAGAGGGAACUUGCAGAAUGGAUUAAAAUUGGACGGACAAAGGAGCUCGAGGAUGUGCUGUUGAUGUUGGAUCCAAAAGUCAAAGGGAUUUUCGCGAUACAACACUGUGAUAACUUCCCACGUUUGGUCGAAGCGCUUCAAAAACAGAAUGGUUUGCCAGCUAUAUUCUUUGCAUUCAAAAUAGGACCAGUUGAGUCCUUCGCUAAAGGAAUACUACUUCACCUGCUUGAGAAGGCACAAGGCAAAAAGGAUCAAGAUUCUGUCAGAGCUGAACUGAAAAUAAAAAUCAGGGUGACCAAGCUAUUGAAGUAUCUGGAAAAAGAGGAAACUAUGACACAUCCCUCCAGGAAACAAGCUGAGAAACUAGAACAAUACAGGGCUGAAUAUGAAUUGUUAAUCAAGAAGUACCUGGCACUUCAAGAACUCCCUUCAGACUGCACAUUUGCCCAGAUUUCUGCAGCAGAUCAGGAGUUCUUGAACAAGGUCUUCUUCCGUUUGCGUUUCAUCAAAGGGAGUGCCUAUUACCAAACAAUGUUGCGUCGAGGGAUUGGUUUUCACCACAGCUCCCUGAAUCUCAAGUUUCGGCAUGCUGUCGAGAUGUUGUUCAGGCGCGGCCUUGUCAAGGUCAUCAGCUCCACAUCAACUCUGGCUCUAGGAAUCAACAUGCCUUGCAAGACGGUUGUUUUUCUUGAAGAUUCAGUCUACCUGGACUCUCUCAACUACAGACAGAUGUCAGGAAGAGCUGGCCGUCGAGGGUUGGACAAUGCAGGGAGCGUGAUUUUCUACGGAGUGCCGUUGCCCAAAGUGCAGAGACUGUUGAAGGCCAACAUUCCAGAGCUGAGGGGCCAGUUUCCCUUGUCCAUAUCCCUGAUACUCCGCCUCAUGCUACUGGCAUCUAAAGCCAGCGACAAAGUUGAUGCCAAAGCCAAGGUAUUGUCAGUCCUACAGUACUCCCUGAUGACCUUCAAUCAGCCCAGAAAACAGAACAUUGUCAAAUUCUACUUCCUCUUCUCUCUUCAGUUCCUCCUCAGAGAGGACUUUCUGGAUCAAGAAGGUCAGCCUCAGGGACUAGCGGGCUUGGUGAUGCAUCUCCACUACCAUGAGCCUGCCAACUUUGUUUUUAUCCAUUUACUGGUACGAGGCCUUCUACAUGAACUCUGCCGACCCGUGAACCCAGGUUCCAAAGUGUUUUCAGAAGAUGUGAUGGAGACCUUAGUUCUCAUCCUGGCCAAUCUCUUUGGGAGGAUGCGUCUGCCAUCAGUUUUGUGGGAGCGGAAGCCAACCUUUGGACAGUCCAAGGUAUUCCUGGACGAUCUCCCGGAAAAGUUUGCAGCGUCUGUGAAUGAAUACAACCUGAAUGCAAUCCAUGUUUUUGGAAACUUCCUGCUCACUAUCUCCCAGCAGGCUGACCUAGAGGCUGAAUUCAAGCUCCCCCUCACUAACACAACAUUUCCACAUCCCCAGGAGCAGGAGGGAGACGAUUUCACCGCAGAGUUGUCCAAAUACUUAAAUGGUCCGGUCACAGCAGUGUCACCGUUCGCCAGCUUGUCCGGUCACACUGACCAUGACCUGUUCAAGUGUUGUGAUAUAGAUCAAAUUAUCUUCCGCACACUUGGAAUUCAUACGAGCAACAUUCCCACUCUGCCUUUGAAGUACUACGACACACAGGGCAGACAUACGCCACUUAAUGCCUAUGCCCUCGACUUCUACAAACAUGGCAGCUUAACUGCUUUGACCACUGACAACGGAAUUAAUCAAGGAGAGGCAUACAAUCGGAUCAAAGAUUUCUCAUUGGUGAUUGCUGCAAUCAGAACCUCAUCACUCAUCCUACCCAUGUCAUUGGUACCUACAUGGACCACAACUUCUGGCUGUUCACCCUCCCGCUUAAGAAUGCUGAGGACUCAAUCUGAGAUAUCCCGGAUCCUGGCACCCAGGGAGUACGUCUCUAGCGGACUUGUGCGACAGGGAUGACGACCCUGUUGUAUUAGCUUUUCAGCAGCUCACAGAGGAUUACUGUGCUAAGCUUCACAAAGUUUCCAGCUAAUGCACUGAAGAUUCCAACACCAUCAUCAUUGAAUGCGGUAUAGGAAGGCAUGGGGACAGUUCUGAGCUACGAUAAGAUUCUGUCUCGUGGGCAAAGGAAACAUUUCAAAGACAUCAAAAUCAUCCUGAAGAAAUCCAACAUGACAUCUAAAUACAUUGACCUCAAUAGAUACGCCCGGAGGAAAUCUGUUCAAGAAGGAGCUGCGCUACAUGAGAGCAACCUCUGCUGUGCCUUAGAGAACAAGCAAAAGGAGAGGCUGAAAACCAAAAGACCCAGUCACUAAACACAGCCACCACUUACUCUUGUCCACACUGCACUGGCCUCUCCAGCCAGCUGGGGACACAGCAAUAGAAAACUCCUUAGCAGAACCUCAUACUCAACCUGAGUGAGCACUCUACCGCUAAGAUCCUUAGCUGAUCCGGGUCCAUGGACUCAACUUGGUUCGGAAUGCUGUAGCGUGCUUCUAUUGUUUGCAUGAUUUGUGUUUUAUUUGUCUUUCUCUGCACAUUGUGUGUUAAUUUUUUUUAAUUGAGUUCUUUUGAGUUUAUUACUUUGCAGUUGUCUGUAAGCAAACAAAUCUCAGAGUUGUAUAAUUUAUAUAUUCUUUGACGUUAAGUGUACUUUGAAUCUGAUCUGCCUCUUCCCUUCAGUGCCAGAUAAUAAUGUGUUGCAAAAAUUACACACUGAUAGAUAACCAGACAGACUUCAUAUUUUUCCCGGGGUUUAAGUGUCUAAUAGUAGACGACAUGAGUUUAAGGUGAGGGGGGUAAUUUCAAAGGAGAUGUAAGGGCCAAGUUUUUCACGCAGAUGGUGCUGGGACCUGGAGUGUGCUGCCUGGCUUGGUGCUAGAGGCAGAUAUAUUAGAGGCUUUUAAGAGACGUUGAGAUAGGCACAUGAAUGAGAAAACUGGAAGGAUAAUGGCCAUUAUUAGUCCACUCCCUGUUUAGUUGGACAUUUGAUUACUAAUUUAAUUGAUUUGGCACAUUGUGGGCCGAAGAGUCUUCUCCUGUGCUGUACUGUUCAAUGUUCUAUGAUUGCUUCUGAUUUUGGGGAUAUUUGUUAUCAAUAUAUUGGAAUAAAGUUGCACUAAUUCACUUACACCUUCAGGAAGAAGCCAUUCAGCCCCAGUAGGCCAACUUUUCGAGCCUGUCUAUCCAGUUGGCGGCACAAAGGAUAGUAGUUAGCUUAGCGCAAUCACAGCGCCAGCGAUCACCGAUCAGUAUUCGGGAUUCAAUUCUGUGGCGUCUGUACCCUAUGACCGUAGGAUUUACUUCUGGGCUCUCUGGUUUUCUCGCACGUUUCUCCCAUGUGUACGGCUUAGGGUUAAUAAGUUGCAGACAUGCUACAUUGGCACUGGGAAUAUGGCAACAUUUGAGGGCUGGCCACUACAAUGCUUGCAGAUUGAUUUGACUCAAACAACACAUUUCACUCCAUGUUUUGAUAUACGUACAUGUGUGAAAAAACAUUAAUCUUUUAAAAUUUUUUUGAAUAAAAUCAAACUCGAGAAUA
Messenger RNA from Hypanus sabinus (Atlantic stingray), 7327 nucleotides. Its product is annotated as probable ATP-dependent RNA helicase DDX60. The record is from RefSeq and is a predicted model, not a curated record. The coding region runs from base 154 to 5745 and encodes 1863 amino acids. NCBI's taxonomy places the organism in Eukaryota, Metazoa, Chordata, Chondrichthyes, Myliobatiformes, Dasyatidae. Gene Ontology annotation, cellular component: cytoplasm. The transcript is spliced from 38 exons. Gene Ontology annotation, molecular function: ATP binding; nucleic acid binding.